UCUUUUUCAUGCAGACUUUCCUAAGGUCACCCAGGUAUGCAUGAUGUUGAAAUAUCAGGUAGAUGCUGCCACACAAUUGGCCAUACAGUGCUUAAGGUCAAGAUCAAUAUAAUCCACAAGUUAUGCAUGCCUGGUGUAUAUCAGAGCUAUUUCUGGCACCAGUGUGGUUCAAAUGGCUUUAAAGCAAUGUUAGCAUCCAGUGCAAACUUCAAUUGAGAAUGUUGUUUUGUGCUACAUGUACAAGAAGUUGGACAGUUGUGCAAGUUAUGAUGAAGACAAGACUGUGAAUCAAUCAAAUGAUGUAAUGAUAACACCAUAACUGAGCAUGUGAAUGCAUGCAAACAAUGUCAACUUGCAGAUUACUGUGCAAGAACACUGAGAAGCAGCCAAAAUGAACACUGAUGCACUGGAACAAUGGUGCUUUGAAGAUCAAACUAUAGGUCUCAACUAAGGAACCAUGGAGCUUCUCAGAAUCCAUUUCCGGGGAUCACCUCAACAUAGACGUGACAUUCGAUUGAACUCAGAUGAGGUGGUGGUGGGCCGCUCGGCGGAGGCCACCUGCUGCAUCCCGGAUCCGCUCAUCUCGCGGCAGCACGUGCGCCUCGUGCGCCAGCUGGACACCUGGACCGUCACGGAUCUGAGCAUGAACGGCGUGCUGGUGAACGGCGCGCGCCUGGUGCGGGGCGAGCCGAGCCCGCUGCGGCCGGGGGACGAACUCCAGCUGGACCCGGCCGGCCAGUACCGGUACCGGGUCGCCGAGGACGACCUCUUGCCGCCGCCCGUCAAACGCGCGCUCGCCACUGCUGAGCAUCAGCGAAGGGUGCGAGAAGAAAAGGAAAGGCUAGAAGCAAAGCUCAGAGAAGAAAACGAGCAGCAGCUUCAAAAAAUGCAAGAAGAGAAGGAGAGGCUAGAGGCGAAGCUCAAGGAGGAAAAGGAUCAGCUGGAAGCGCGGCUGCGGCAGGUGCAGGAGGAGCUGCGGGGUCAGCAGGAGCAAGCCGAGCGGGAGCGGGAGCUGGCAGAGCGGGCGGCCCAGGAACGGGAGGAGUACGCCACGAGCAUGGCAUCAUUGAAAGAAGAAAUGGAAAAGAAGGAACGUGAAAUGGAGGAUGAAAAGAGGGCGCGCGAGGAGCGUCUGCGGCUGCAGCUGCAGGAGCAGGAGGCGGCGCUGAAGGCGCAGCUGUCCGCCGAGGUCAGCCGACUCCAGCAGGAGCGCGACGCCAUCGAACACCAGCUCAAAGAGGAGCUGGUGGCCACUAACAAGGAGCGUCAGCAGACGGCGGCCGACAUGCAGGCCCGCUGCGCCGCCAUCGAGACCCAGCUGGGCGCGCUCGACGCCAAGCGUGAGCUGCUCGAGACCCAGCUAGCCGCGACGGAGCGCGAGAAGGAGGCGGCCUGCGGCCAGCAGUUGGCCGCCCGCCAAUCGGUGCUGGACGGCUUCGACCAGCUCAUGGACGCCGAGCUCACCUGCAGUGUCUGCUCUGAGCUCUUCUUCAACGCGCUCACGCUGAACUGUACGCACACGUUUUGCGCGUCGUGUAUCAACGAGUGGACCAAGCAUCGCCCCAGCUGCCCUAUCUGCCGCGAGCCAGUGACGUCACGUACGCGCAGUCUCGUGCUGGACAACUUCAUCGACGGCAUGGUGGCGCGCCUGGGCGGCCAGGCGGCCGAGCACCGCGCCACCGUGCGCCGCGAGCCGGGCUGGCAGAGCCUACUACCUGCAGCACAGGCAGUGAGUUUGGGCCCUGGCCUGGUCGGCGGACGGGCCAGUCCUGACGGCUCGCGGCACCCGGAGCGCGACUGGGAGACGGCCAGCGAGCGCUCCGCCGCCGCCAGCCGGACCGACGCCAACUCCGACUCCGACCGCGACUCGGACUCGGCAGACUCGCGCUCGCGGCGUGACUCCGGGUCAGCCGCCGGCGGUGGAGAUCGCUCGAACUCGGACGCGACGACGCACGACCCCAGCUCUGACUCGGCGGAGUCGCACAGCCGCAGUGACUCCGAGUCGAGCGGCGGCGGUCGGGACUCGGACGAGCGGGAUGGCGGCACCUCGGCCGACAGCGGCACAGUUCGGGGCUCGAACUCGAACGACGAAGGCGGUCGCGGCGCUGCCAGCGACCUGGGCACAGAGGACGGCGCCAGUUCGCAAUCGGCCGACACGGCCAGCGAGAACGACAGUGAUUUCAGCUUCACCACGUGGACGCACGAUCGACGCUGGAGCGACUCGGGCGACUCGGGCGACGCCUCCGUGGACGGCACCGGCGCCUACUACGGCGGCUACGGUCGCUGCUACGUGUGCGGCCGGCGCGGCCACUGGGCGCCAGGCUGCCCGUUUCGCUGA
This is a messenger RNA of Pollicipes pollicipes, 2338 nucleotides long. RefSeq names its product E3 ubiquitin-protein ligase rnf8. NCBI's taxonomy places the organism in Eukaryota, Metazoa, Arthropoda, Thecostraca, Pollicipedomorpha, Pollicipedidae. Bases 458 to 2338 code for a protein of 626 amino acids. The transcript is spliced from 13 exons. Gene Ontology annotation, biological process: double-strand break repair; protein K48-linked ubiquitination; ubiquitin-dependent protein catabolic process. Gene Ontology annotation, molecular function: ubiquitin protein ligase activity; zinc ion binding; nucleic acid binding. Gene Ontology annotation, cellular component: ubiquitin ligase complex; nucleus; cytosol. The record is from RefSeq and is a predicted model, not a curated record.